Messenger RNA from Pogona vitticeps (central bearded dragon), 785 nucleotides. The record is from RefSeq and is a predicted model, not a curated record. NCBI's taxonomy places the organism in Eukaryota, Metazoa, Chordata, Lepidosauria, Squamata, Agamidae.
GCAGGCUUGCGGCCUAGUUCCUGAGGGAGGGCAGCGAAGGGGAGCUCAAGGGGAGGCCGUGCCGGGUCAGUUCGGGUUGUGCCGGUCGCUGCUGCCAUGCCGACCACGAUUGAGAUACCCUCGCUGGACGAGCUCCAAGCGCCGGAGUUAAAUGUGUCGUCCGCUGUCCUCAAAGCAGCCGCCCACCAUUAUGGCUCGCAGUGCGACAAGGCCAACAAGGAGUUCAUGCUGUGUCGCUGGGAGGAGAAGGACCCCCGGAAGUGUUUGAAUGAAGGCAGAGAAAUCAACAAGUGUGCCCUGGACUUCUUCAGGCAGAUCAAGCGGCACUGUGCCGAGCCAUUUACCAGCUAUUGGACCUGUCUCGACCACACUGGCGGGCAGGAGUUUCGCUUCUGCCGAAGCCAGCAGCACCUCUUUGACGAGUGUGUGCUCGAGAAGCUGGGCUGGGUGAGACCUGACCUGGGACACCUUUCCAAGGUCACCAAAGUGCAGACCGACCGGCCGAUCCCCGAGAACCCCUACCAUUCCAAGCCAAGACCGCCGCCAAACCCGCCAGCCGAAGGCGAGUUGAAGCCUUCACGGUACGGUAGCCGGGUUUAUUUCUUUAACUGGUAAAGGGACACGCAGCUCAGAUGGACACCUUGGUCUGUGUGAAACAAGAAGAGUCUUGAAUCUAAAUUCAAGAUUUAGUCUCUGUGAACCUUGAGUCCAAAUUACACUUUACUGAUGUGUAUCAGUGGAAAUCUAUCUCUUCAGAGUCAUUAAAUUUAUGUUCCUUAAAACUG